Messenger RNA from Aphis gossypii (cotton aphid), 1269 nucleotides. RefSeq lists its product as uncharacterized. NCBI's taxonomy places the organism in Eukaryota, Metazoa, Arthropoda, Insecta, Hemiptera, Aphididae. Gene Ontology annotation, molecular function: protein dimerization activity. The record is from RefSeq and is a predicted model, not a curated record. The transcript has a single exon. Bases 1 to 1269 code for a protein of 422 amino acids.
AUGUUUGGUAAUCUUGAAAGUUUAUAUGCUUUUUUAUGGACUAGUAAAAAACGAGUUGAUGUUUUUCGACAAAAACAGUAUAAACUAUAUCCAAAUAAACAGCUUCAAUCCGUGAAACGUGUUGCAACAACAAGGUGGAUGUCCCAUUCGGUAGCUUUGAAAACAAUAAUAUCUAAAUUUGAGGCAUUAAUUCAAACCUUGGAAGAAAUAAUUGAAAAAGAAGGCCCAGCAGAUGUGAAAACUGCUGCGACAGCUAAUGGUUUGAUUAGCUAUUUUUUGUCUUUUCGAUUUGUUUUAACAGCAUUCUGUUUUAAAAUUUUAUUUGAUAUUCUUGAUCCACUUAAUAAAGCAUUUCAAGAAUCAGAUAUUGAUCUUUUAACAGCAACAGACCUUAUUUUCUCGGCUCGCUAUGAUCUUAAACAAAAUAUAAAUGAUAAUAUAUUUCAAAACACUGUGAAUAAUGCCAAAGCUUUUAUUAAUGCAUCUGAUAGAGAAUUUGAAGAACUUAAACAGAUAAGACCCAUUAGAAUACCUAGAAAACACGAUCAAAAUGGUAAAUGUUCAGAUAAUCCUAUUAUAGAUCCAUUAUUAAAAAUGAAAGUUGAGACAUUUAAUGUUAUAUUAGAUACAACUCUGUCAACUUUAGAAAGUCGAUUUAAUGAUGAACAUAUUGGUAUUUUGAGAGAUAUUUCAUUAUUUUCAAAGAAAAGAAUUGAGGAAAUAAAUAUUAAUGUUAACAAGUUUCCAAUAGAUGGUUUUAAUGUAUUUUGUUCAACUUAUACAAUUAUUUCACAAGAAGAUCUGAAAACAGAAUAUUUACAGUUUGUUAAAAUUUUCAAAAUAUUAAAUAAUAAUAUUGAUUUACCUCAUGCAUUACAUCAAACACACAAUUUUGAUGAAGAUGAGAAAUUAACAUCAUCGUCAAGUGAUGAAGAACUACCUACAAAAAGAAAACAGGAAAUGCAAAAUGCUGGUAGUAUAAAUCAUGUUUUUAAAGUUUUCUGUGCAGCAAAUAUGAAUUCAGUUUUUCCAAAUCUUUACAUUGCAUUUAAAAUAACUGUAACAUUGCCAGUAAGUAGCGCAAGUACAGAAAGGUCAUUUUCACGUUUGAAAUUACUUAAAACCAGACUGAGAACUAGUAUAUCUCAAAACCGAUUAGAAAACCUUCUAAUAAUAUCUUGUGAAAAUGAUAUUGUAGUUGACAAAGACGAAGUAGUUAAAAAAUUUGCAAUUAAAAGUAAAGUUCUUACUAAACUACUUACUCUGUAA